Nematostella vectensis (starlet sea anemone) is the source of this 2769-nucleotide messenger RNA. RefSeq names its product islet cell autoantigen 1. The coding region runs from base 158 to 2077 and encodes 639 amino acids. Gene Ontology annotation, cellular component: Golgi apparatus. Gene Ontology annotation, biological process: regulation of transport. The record is from RefSeq and is a predicted model, not a curated record. NCBI's taxonomy places the organism in Eukaryota, Metazoa, Cnidaria, Anthozoa, Actiniaria, Edwardsiidae. Gene Ontology annotation, molecular function: protein domain specific binding. The transcript is spliced from 9 exons.
CUGAUCACGGUGCGCGCGCAGCUGACCGCCAUCUUUUAUUUGUGUGAAAAAUCAAAGGAAUUUGUCUCGUUUCACCUCCAUUUAUGUUAAUAUAACCCUCAUAUAUACCCAAUGAAACGCCAUUCAAAAGGGUAGUGAGCUGUUCAAGUCGUAGAAGAUGCAGAGCUCGUACUCACAAGUUCCCCAGGAAGCUGAUGAGAACUAUGAUAGAGGUUUCCAGCGCAACUACCAAGAUGAUGAUGGAAUAGAUUCUGCAAGCUAUGGUUACAACUACAACAACUAUCGGCCCCCAUCCGGAGGUGUCAAGACCAAAAUAGAACACAAGUUUUACCACACCAAACAGGCUGUCAUACAGAAGCUAGGCAAGGACCAAGAUGCAUAUGUGGUAGCUGGUGAUGCAGAAGUUGAUGCUCGUUUGGCGGCUUUCAAGCAUAUACAGGCCACAUGUAUUGAUUUAUUAAAAGCAAUUGAGAUUUACCAAAACCGGAUAUUUGCACUCUCUCAAGAUGAAAAUGAAAUGGGGCGCUUUCUUCGUGAACAAGGAGCUGCAGAUAAAUCUAAAGCAGGGAAGAUGAUGAUUGCAGUGGGCAAAGCACAGAGUUACACUGCUCAACAAAGAUUAAGCUUGCGUACACCACUUGUUCGACUAUAUCAAGAGAUUGAAACAUUUAGAUACAGGGCUAUUUCAGACACUGCACUGACUAUUGGCCGAAUGGAAGGUUCUCGGACAGACUACAGAGCUUCCUUGCUAUGGAUGUCUGAUAUAUCAAAGGAACUAGACCCUGAAGAAUGGAAACGGUUGGACAAAUUUAGAGAGGUUCAAAGCCAAGUCAAAAGGACAAAGAAGAAAUUUGAGAAGAACAAGUUUGAUGUCAUGCAAAAAGUAGACCUGCUCUCUGCAAGUCGUUGCAACCUGUUGUCUAGCACCCUGGCGGCGUACCAACAAGCAAUGUUGAAAUUCUGGGAAAACACCUCCAAGAGUAUGAACCAGGUUGCUGAACAGUUCAAGGGCUACCCUAGUUACCAGUUCCAGAUGCUUAAAAGUUUAAACCCUCUAGUCACUGACAAUGAAAAAAAUGAUGAAAUCAAGGAAGUUCACUUGGACCAAGAAACUCAUGUAGACAAGAAGGAUACAGAGAAUGCAGGAGAAGCAACUGAAGCCAAGAGGAGUAAUGAUGAUGAUGAUGAUGAUGACACACUUAUAUGCUUGGAUAACUCGCCCACAGAUGACAAGCCAUUACACUUGGGCAAUGGCACUGCUGAGAGUAAUGGGGACAAGCUAGUUGAGACAGACUUGCUUGGGGAUAUGACCGUGGAGGGAAUAGCUGCUCGCAAGAAAGAUGAAGGCCCUAGUCCUUAUAUUGAUUUGUUGGGAGGAGGGGACGAUGAAGAAGUUCCCUUUAGGCAUGGCUCAGGCAGUAAAUCAGCUUCUGAUGAUCUUCUCGGUGGUUUCGACGACCACAGCUCAGAUCCUCCAAGUUAUGAUAUAGCCAAAGACUUGUUGGCCCUUCAGGGACUCGGAAGACCAAAUCAAGAUGGCAAAGAAGGACAAUUGAACCAGCCAGGACCUAUGUCUGCGGACGACCUGUUAUUCGGAUCCCCCACGCGAGAACCAAUGAACCAGAACGAUCUCGACCUCCUUAGUGACAUCAUGGGUGGAAGCAACUCUCAGCAACCCUCAGACAGCUUCAGCAGCCAGUGGCAGGACAUGUUCGGCGACUCACCAGCUCCUCAGGGUGGGGCAGCCGUGGACCCAUCAGGGUUCAUGCCAUCUGAUCUGAUGGAUAGCUUACUGGGUAUGGAUUCCAUGGGCGGGGCAGCCGCUGGGGCACAUUCUUCCUCCUCCACCAUGUCAUCUGCGCUCUUCGCGGCCAAACCAGCGUCAAUGCAGGCUUCCGUCCCACCAGAGAAAAGCGCCGAAUGUUUGCCAUCCAAAGGGAAGAAUAACAAGCCAGGUAAAGGCAAGAAGACGGAUAUGUCAGCUUGGUUUAACCUGUUCUCGGAUCUCGACCCACUCGCUAAUCCCGAUGCUAUUGGGCAGGGUAAAAAACAGACUGAAGAAGAGCGGACUUGCUGAGAGAUUAUGUCACCAGGGGAAAAUCACCCAGGACUGUUAUAUAUAGUGAAGUAAUACAUAUUAUGAAAAUCCUAACCCAACAAGAUUAAUGAAAAUCCUAACCCAACGAGAUUAAAGUAAAUUAUAAGCCGUUGAUAUGUUACAUUUAUUCAGGUUCAAAAAUGCCAAUUCAAUUUUUAUUGUCUUUACUGUCAUAACAAAUACAAAUAAGACGGUUUGAAGCAGUUAUUGGGUUUUGUCCCAGGCAAAACUGUAUGUUAAAUUCGCCAAAAAGCGUAGAGUUAAAGACUCUAUCAGAGAUAUAUUAUUUUUUAUUAGUCAUAACUAUGUCUGAUUUAGAAGUGAGAAUAUAGUUAAUGGUCCGGGUUUAUAGGUGAAGUGGGUGACAUUAUUUAUUAGAUAGGAAACUAAAGUUUCAAGCGAAUGGACCAGAGUGUAUGCUUGGCACAUUUUAGUUGUUAGCGAGGGCUAGAAUCUACCGUACUUUUUACCUUUGGUCACAAGCUCCAGCCCAUCGCAAAGUGGAUUCUAUUUCAAAGCUGUUGUGAGCAAACCAUAGAAAGAAAGGCGGGGAAUAAGAGCCAAUGACGCAAGUUUGAUUUGGUCACUCGCUAUAUUUUGUCUUUAUUUUAUUGGGUGCUUUGUACUGUAGAAUAUGUACGCAUAAGGAAGUAAAAUUGUCCAAUUACAUA